AUGUCCAAACGAACGACGAGCGGACAAUCUACGCCUCGCAAAAAGCCUAAGCUCACGUCAGGUCAAAAUAGUCUAGAUAGAUUCUUUCACUCUUCCCCACGCAAGACGGCCACAGGCGGUCGGCAGGAAACCGAGAGCAAUCCGAAGGGCAAGCACAAGCUCAAGGCAGACUGCGCUGCUGAGAUCAUAGACGUUGACCUCUUGGACGACCCUCCCGCUCCGAGUUCGCACAGGACAUCCACCGUUCAACCUGCAGUACCCCGGUCACCAACACCGAAGACAGCAGCCAAGUUCUCGGGGCUCACUCUCUCGUCUAUCACGUUAGACUCAGGAUCUGCCGUUCCUGGAUAUUCCAUCCUUGACAUCGACCCUCUAUCCCUCGAUUUGACUGCAUGCCCAUGGAGGUCCUCCAGCCCUGCCCCGUUCUCCUUUCUAACCCAUCUCUUCGCCACAUUAUCUCAGACGCGCUCACGAAUCCGCAUAUUGAAUACCAUCACGAAUGGGUUGCGUAUGCUGCUCCGAUAUGAUGCGGCCUCUUUGCUGCCCGCCCUCUGGCUUCUUUCAAACACCCUAUCACCGCCAUAUUCCGCCGUGGAACUCGGACUAGGACCAGCGGUGCUCCAUCGCGCCAUUCAGCAUAUCUCUGGUCUCACGUCCGCUGCGCUGAAGACCUUAUACAAUAAACAUGGUGAUCCAGGGGACGUCGCAUUUGAGGCCAAGAGCAACGUUAGAACUCUACUUCCCCAUCCCCCGUUGACCAUUACUGGCGUCCAUGGAGGAAUGCUGAAAAUUGCCAGCGCGAAAGGAGAAGGCGCUGCGAAACAGAAGCAGGCCAUCGUUGAGAAGCUGCUCAUCGCCGCGAAGGGCGAGGAAACACGCUAUCUCGUCCGGUCGCUCUGUCAAAAUAACCGGGUGGGAGCAGCGCGCAUCACUGUACUCACGGCGCUCGCACGCAGCAUUGUGCUCACCUCCCCGCCAACACUCAAUAUAUCUAUAGCAGGCGAAUCUCGAUAUCAUGCAUCCGCCGAGCUACUAGCUCAGGCUAUAUGUGACGACGAGAGCGCGGACGAGGCACGAAAGCGUAUCGGCGCCCAGAUGACUGAAUCCGAAGCGCUCAUCAAGAAGACGUUCGUGCAAAGACCCGACUACAAUGCAAUCGUGUCCGCGCUCCUGGAGGGGGGCCUAGACGGCAUCAUAGAUCGGGUACCGCUGGCUGUUGGCGAGUCAUUCUGCAGGCCGAGUCCAGAGUUCUACUGGCUUAUUCCCAUUGCAGGCAUCCCGCUACAUCCGACACUCGGCUCUCCCACGCGUUCGCUUGACGAAAUCUACGAGCGAUUUGAAGACUUGCCGUUUGUGGCGGAGUUCAAGUACGAUGGACAGCGUGCUCAGGUACAUGUAUGGGCCGAACCUGGCGUUACCCACGUCAAGAUAUUUUCUCGGCACCUCGAGGACAUGACGGAAAAGUACCCAGACGUCGUUGCCCUGAUGAACCAUAUAUACGAGACAUCUCCGGAUAAGGAGUCGUUCAUUCUGGACGCUGAGGUUGUGGCUGUAGAUGCCGAAGACGGAUCUAUCCGUUCAUUUCAAGAGCUAUCGAAUAGGGCGCGUAAGGUGCAGUCAAGCGCUGAAGUCAAGAUAGCCGUAUGUGUCUUCGCGUUCGACCUCAUGUAUCUGAAUUCCAAGGUCCUGCUCUGUGAACCCUUUCGUAAACGUCGAGAACUCCUUCACACGCAUUUCACUCCUUUCGUGCCUUUGGGGCCAGGGAUCGCGAGGUUCGAUCACGUAGAAAGCUGCGGUAGCGAACAAGGAAGGGAUUAUGUCGAAGAGUUUUGGCAACAAGCCGUGGAAAGCCGCUGUGAGGGCCUGAUGAUCAAGGCAUGUAUGUUCGGCGAAGUUCAUGAUGGAACCGGCCCUCAUCAAAGCAAAUCUCGACGCAAGCCCUUGCCUGCAACGUACGAGCCAGACAAGAGGACGUCGGCAUGGCUCAAGUUAAAGAAGGAUUACGUUAGUGGUUUAGGUGAUUCUCUGGACCUGGUGCCGGUAGGUGCAUGGCAUGGGAACGGUAGGAAAGCACAAUGGUGGUCGCCUAUCUUACUCGCCGUGCGGGACGCUUCCACCGGACAGCUUGUUGCCAUGUGCAAAUGCAUGUCAGGUUUCACGGAUACAUUCUAUAAGGCCCUGCGGGAGAAGUAUGCACCCGGAUCAGAUAAUUGCGCGUCGAGAAACAUCUGGCAAGUUGAAACCGGCGGGCUCAAGCCUGAAGUCUACUUCAAACCAGUCGAAGUCUGGGAAAUAAGGGGGGCAGAUGUAACGCUGAGUCCAGUGUCAGUUGCCGGUAUCGGAAUGAUUUCCUCCAGAGGAUGCAGUCUGCGGUUUCCUCGAUUUAUCAAAAUUCGUAUCGAUAAGACUACUGAGGAGGCGUCCACCGCGGAGUUCCUGGUGCAGAUGUACAAGGAUCAACAGGCAAGAGGCAAGGAUCAGACAGGUGCAGAUGAGGGUGAUCUGGUAGACGUCGACUAUGAAUCGGUAGAAGAAGCAGAUGAUGACUCCGCCAAUGGGGGUGAAGGAUAG
Messenger RNA from Punctularia strigosozonata HHB-11173 SS5, 2571 nucleotides. RefSeq names its product DNA ligase. NCBI's taxonomy places the organism in Eukaryota, Fungi, Basidiomycota, Agaricomycetes, Corticiales, Punctulariaceae. The record is from RefSeq and is a predicted model, not a curated record. Gene Ontology annotation, cellular component: DNA ligase III-XRCC1 complex. The transcript is spliced from 14 exons. Bases 1 to 2571 code for a protein of 856 amino acids. Gene Ontology annotation, biological process: mitochondrial DNA repair; lagging strand elongation; DNA recombination. Gene Ontology annotation, molecular function: ATP binding; DNA binding; DNA ligase (ATP) activity.